This is a messenger RNA of Limanda limanda (common dab), 912 nucleotides long. Its product is annotated as myeloid-associated differentiation marker-like protein 2. NCBI's taxonomy places the organism in Eukaryota, Metazoa, Chordata, Actinopteri, Pleuronectiformes, Pleuronectidae. The transcript has a single exon. The record is from RefSeq and is a predicted model, not a curated record. Gene Ontology annotation, cellular component: membrane. The coding region runs from base 1 to 912 and encodes 303 amino acids.
AUGGAUUCUCAUGGAGGACACUACCUCAACAAAGAAGCUGUGUUGUCACCUUUAGGUGCAGCCCGAAUGUGCCAGAUGCUCCUCGGCUGCACCAUAUUGGCCCUUGUGUCCCACAGUGCAGGCUACAGCGCCAACUAUGGAAACUUCUGCAUGUUUGUGUGGGGCUUCUGCUUCGCUGUGACACUGGUCGUGUUCACCUUGGACAUCACGCGGCUCCACGCAUGCAUGCCCAUUUCCUGGGAUAACUUCACCGUGGCCUUUGCCAUGUUGGCAACUCUCAUGUACAUCACUGCCUCCGUGGUCUACCCUGUUUACUUUCUCCAGACAGAGUGCCCGGACGAAAGCUGCGAGAUCCAAAUCUACCAAAUUGCUGUCACUGUCUGCUCCAGUCUCUGCUGUUUCCCCUACGGAGUCGAGGUGUUCCUAACUCGAGCCAAACCAGGGGCUGUGGUGGGUUACAUGGCCACGGUGUCCGGUCUACUCAAGGUUGUCCAGGGUUUUGUGGCCUGCAUCAUAUUUGGGGCUCUAGCCAAUGACAGUGAAUACACCAACUACAUUGCUACCCAGUACUGUGUAGUGGUGUACAGCCUGUGCUUCACUGUGACUGUGAUAGUGGUCAUCGUGACCGUCUCUGGAAGGUCAUCCGCACUGCGGUUCCCCUUUGACCGAUUCGUAGUUGUCUACACCUUCUUUGCUGUGAUCCUCUACCUCAGUACUACACUUAUCUGGCCCAUCUUCAGUUUUGAUAGGAAAUACGGCACCACCGACCGUCCUGAGGACUGCCCACGUGGAGAAUGUCCCUGGGACAGUAAGCUGGUGGUGGCAGUGUUCACCUGUGUCAACCUAAUCUUGUAUUUUGUUGAUCUGAUUUACUCCCAGAGGAUCCGCUUUGUCUCCAGAUCUGCUGUCUAA